UGGUGUUGAAAAUUUGGCAUUUGAUGUGAGCCACAAGCAUGAAACUCCUCCGUGGCUGGCUACCUCUCAAGACAAUAGAACAUCAAUACCAUCAUGCCUUUGUCUUUCCUUCUGUGAAUGUUAUUUCAUGCUAUGCUAUGUUAUGUUAUGGCAGUAACCACACUUCAAAAAAACAACCUUAAUAAACUCUUCCUCAAAAAUCAUCAUCAAAAUGACCAUAAUCACUCUCAAACCACAUAAUAGUAAAUCAUCAUGUUUCUUUACUCAACCUCAAACUCAGAAUCAAAUAACAAAUUCACACAACCCUUUUAUCAAAACCACUUUUCAACGUUUUCACUUCCACUUCACACCUUCCAAACUCAUCCACAGAACCAAACAAAGAACAGUAGUUUCAUGUAGUAAUACUCAACAAGAUAUCAAAGAAACCCAUAAUAAACUGUCCAAGACCAAAAUCAAUGCUCUCUCCGACCUCGACGAUGAUGUUGAACUUGAACAACACUUGUCUGGCAAUUGGCCAUCAUGGAAGAAUCUUCCCCUUAGAUACAAACUCAUUGGAACUACUUCACUUGCCUUUGUUAUCUGUAACAUGGACAAGGUGAAUUUGAGUAUUGCAAUAAUUCCAAUGUCACAUCAAUUUGGAUGGAACUCAUCAACAGCAGGGUUGGUUCAGUCUUCAUUCUUUUGGGGUUAUGCAUUGAGUCAAUUGCCUGGUGGUUGGCUAGCCAAGAUUUUUGGUGGCAGGAAUGUUCUUGUGGUUGGAGUACUGAUAUGGUCAGUGGCUACAGCUCUUGUUCCUUUUCUUGCUGGAUAUAUGCCCGGCUUAAUAUUGACAAGGAUUUUGGUUGGGAUAGGUGAAGGUGUUUCACCAUCUGCCGCUACUGAUCUCAUUGCCAGGUCAAUACCAUUGGAAGAGCGCUCACGGGCAGUAGCAUUUGUAUUUGGUGGCUUGAGUGUUGGAAGUGUUUUGGGGCUUCUUUUCGCUCCUCCCCUCAUCCAAAGUAUUGGUUGGGAAUCGGUAUUUUAUAUAUUUGGUCUUUUGGGUAUUGCUUGGUUUAUAGGGUUUCAAUUUCUCGAAGAAGGUGAAACACGGUUAGCUGCAGAAUCUUUUUCACCAGCCCAGGGCAACAUGACACAAUCAUGGCAAACUUCUCUAAAAGAAAUGAAUAGCUCUUUGAAGGAUGUACCAUGGAAGGCAUUUUUCCAAAGUCGCGCUGUAUGGGCAAUGAUUUAUGCUCAUUUUUGUGGUAGCUGGGGUCACUAUACCUGUCUCUCAUGGCUUCCCACAUAUUUUAGUCAGGAGCUGGACCUAAAUCUGACAGAAGCUGCAUGGGUGUCUAUUCUUCCACCCCUGGCUUCAAUAUUUGUGACUAGUAUUGCAUCACAAUUAGCUGACAGCUUGAUUUCAAAAGGAGUUGAAACCACUACGGUUCGAAAGAUCUGCCAAUCAAUUGCAUUUUUAUCUCCUGCACUCUGCAUGACUCUUGCAUCACUUGAUCUAGGAUUACCGCCCUGGGAGAUGGUUGGCCUUCUCACAGGUGGUUUAGCCCUCUCAAGCUUUGCCUUGUCAGGACUUUAUUGUACUCAUCAAGACAUCUCACCAGAAUAUGCAAGUAUACUUCUGGGUAUAACCAAUACUGUUGGAGCUGUACCUGGAAUUGUAGGUGUAGCCCUCACUGGCUAUCUUCUUGAUAUGACUCAUUCAUGGAGUAUAUCACUAUAUGCACCAUCAAUCUUCUUCUAUUUGAGUGGUACCGCCGUAUGGUUGGUAUUUGCCAGCAGUAAGCCUCAAAGUUUUUCUGAGGAAAACUGAUCCAUUUUUCAAUCAUUCAAGCAAACUAUAUGAUAAACUGAUUUUUGACCGAGGGAGUGAAUAUCUGUUUCAUCGACAAGUCAAGAUUAUUUAUGUACAAAAAAUGAUAGCAUAGCUACAUAGGUAUAUUACUUCUUUUUUCUUCUUCUUUUGUAGCUUACUAUAGCAGUUGUUUAUUUCUAAUAGACGAUGCUGGUUGGUAACCAAAAAAUUGUAAUGACAUAUUGUAAUUUUGGAAAGUCAAUAAUUUGUUGUGUUGAUGCUUUAGUUUCAAGUUUCAACCAUAGAAGACAAUCUGAAUAAUCUCAACAUUUUAAGUCA
Messenger RNA from Medicago truncatula (barrel medic), 2131 nucleotides. RefSeq names its product probable anion transporter 6, chloroplastic. Gene Ontology annotation, molecular function: transmembrane transporter activity. Bases 212 to 1810 code for a protein of 532 amino acids. Gene Ontology annotation, biological process: transmembrane transport. The record is from RefSeq and is a predicted model, not a curated record. Lineage: Eukaryota; Viridiplantae; Streptophyta; Magnoliopsida; Fabales; Fabaceae. The transcript is spliced from 15 exons.